UGCCGUUGUCAUGGUUGUCCUCUUCAUUUUACCGUUUCUGGUUUUUAUUUCUGCACCAGCAGCGCUAGAAAUUAAAGCUGGGAAUGAAAUUUCCAGAUUGAAAUCAUUAACGGGAAUUCAGAACAGCCAUCACCACAAAGAUACAGCGCACGACCACUUUACUUGUCCUACUAAUCAAGGACGAUUUGCUCAUCCUAGUGACUGCGCCCUGUACUACGAAUGCAAGAACGGAUGGCCCACCUUGAAGAAGUGCCGGAACAACCAAUUGUAUGAUGAAGAGAAAAGACAGUGCAAAGAUAAGCGGCGUGUUCAGUGCUACAAGGAUAACCAGGAUCAGGAUGACAAAGAUGUAAGCAAAGAGCUGGAUUUCAAAUGUCCUUAUAUAUGGGGCUCCUUUCCCCAUCCCGUGGACUGCUCAAAAUAUUACUUGUGCGUCUACAACGUCCCAGCCUUACUCAGCUGCGAAAAAUCGGAGCUCUAUCAUGAGAAAGCCCGGAAAUGUCUAGAUAAAAGGAAAGUGAAUUGUGGAUCUAGACUGGACAGAGAUGAAAUGCGCACAAGCAGGAAACCAAGCACUAAAUACCACACGACAACAACGACUACCAUCCGAUCCACUGAUUGGCGAACUACAUCGUCCCCUCUAACUACCAUCGAUCAUCAACGAUUUCACUGCCCGUUCAAGUACGGACGUUAUCCUGAUCCACAGGACUGCUCUCGCUUUUAUGAGUGCUCCUUUUUCAUCCCCAAUCACCAUCACUGCCCCCGCUCCCUGUUGUAUGACGAACACAGAGAAGAAUGUCGGGAAGCAGAAAACGUACGAUGCGGUAACAGGCCAGGAGGCAUCAAAGAAGAAGAAAAGGAAGAACUCAAGUGCCCUUACACUUGGGGAACAUUUCCACACCCCCGAGAUUGUGCCAAGUACAUUAUUUGUGUCUACAACGUACCAUCUUUAUUCACUUGCAGGAAGGAGGAACUAUUUGAUGCAUAUUUCAGGAGAUGUCGACCAAAGGAUCAAGUGGACUGCGAUAACAGAAUCGAUCCCAAUGAUUUAACCAAGCCACCAACAACAACGAAAACAACCAGACCUUUUACAAAAACCACAAAGUACUUCACAAAAACUACUGGAACCACGAGAUUUACCACAAGGAAGCCAUUUACAAAAACAAGCUUGAUAACCACCCCUUCUACAAAAAUAGUUAGCACAACCAAACCUGUAACAGACACAGUUUGGACAACCAGACUCUUCACUUCAUCUUUAGCUGGAUCUUCAAGUACAGCUACAAUCAUUACUUCAACAAAGGCUCCAACAACUGAAGAGACUAGAUGGACUUCGACUACAAAGCCAUCAACAACUAUCCCACCAACCUCUGAGAGUUACGAUUUUUCAACUACGGAAUCGCCCACAGUUACUACACUUAACUCAAAAUUACCGACAACUGCUACAGAUACCUCUACAGAAUAUCCAAAUACUAACACCCCAUCAGAAACUCCAAACACAGUUACUGAUAUUGUUACAGAGCAUCCAAUUACUGAUGUACCAACAGAAAUAUCAACUAAUAAGGAAGAUGAAACAACUACAGAACUUUCAACUGUUGUAAGUGAGAAAAGUACAAAAGUUUCCAGCACAGAAAUUCCACCUACUACAAUGACUAAGGAAGAUUCAACCAUUUACUCAACGACGAAAAUUCCAGUUUCUACAGAGCUAACUACAGAUACUUCAGUUAUAACAACUUCGACAGCAGAAAUCCCAUCUACUACAAAAGCAACUACAAGAAUGUCAACUGAAAGACCCACAACGAUAAUUCCGGAGAUUACAAAGGCGACUACAGAAAGUUCAACUGGUACACCACCACCAACUUCCAGCAGUACUUCGGAAGUCUCAACUGAUGCAUCAUUUACUUCAGAUCAAACAGACACAACUCGUACCAAACAAACAUCUGUGACCAGUGUUACUGAUACGAUUACGACCUCAAUGAUGACUACGGAUUAUGAAACAAAACCAACAGAAUCCUCCACCAGGAUGGUGACGAAAGUCAACACACCUCCAGGUACGGAUUGUGAUGAAGACGAUAUUGAUUGCAUUGUCGAUGAAACAGGUGACGUGGAGAAUUGGUUUAAGUGUCCGAAGCGGUACGGACACUUUCCACACCCUAGCAGCCGGCAAUUAUUCAUCCAUUGUGACAACUGGCAUCCAUUCUUGAAAUCGUGUGCAGAUGAAACGAUGUUUUCUCCAAAAUACUUAGUUUGUAUGUGGGUUGACGAAAAUAAAGGCAUUACAGAGUAG
Molecule: messenger RNA, 2284 nt
Organism: Uloborus diversus
Lineage: Eukaryota; Metazoa; Arthropoda; Arachnida; Araneae; Uloboridae
Exons: 8
Coding region: 11-2284 (757 amino acids)
Cellular component (GO): extracellular region
Molecular function (GO): chitin binding
Source: RefSeq, a predicted model, not a curated record